CACUUUCCAGAAAUUGGAAACCAAAAGAGAAGUGUCAUCCUCCUUCUGUCUUCUAUUCUCCUCACAAGUCCUUCUCAUCACCCACAAGGGCAAGAACUCACCCUUCCCUUUCUUCAAACUUCGUACCAUCACAUCACAUGCAUUGUAAUCCGGAAACUGUAGAUAGAUUAGAAUUUUGGGUAUGAAAGGAAUGAGGGGAAAAUUCUUGAGGAAAUUGAAAUUCAUCCCAUCUUUGAGCACCUUCAAACAAGGUCUAGUCCUUCAGCCAGACCCCCAAGAAAAGCUUUACAAAGAACAAGAUCAGAAGGGCAGCUCUGGCUCUCCUAGAGAUGAAGAGAUGGAAUUGGAGUACUUUUGUGUUGGGAAAAAGGAUAACUUUAAAUCCCCCAUGAAGUCCAAAGAAGUGAUCAUGAUGAUGGAAGAUUGCAGUACACAUGAAGCAAAUGGCAGUGAAGAAUGCACAUCUCUGCUAGAUUUUGAAGAGAAAUGUCCACCAGGAGGAAGCGAGUCGAUCAUUUUCUACACAACAAGCUUGAGGGGCAUCAGGAAAACAUUUGAAGACUGCAACACAAUCCGGUUCUUGUUGGAAAGCUUCAAAGUGUUGUUCUAUGAGAGGGAUGUUUCAAUGCAUUUGGAAUACAGGGAAGAGCUGUGGAGAAUCUUGGGUGGAAAAGUCAUCCCUCCAAGGCUUUUCAUAAAGGGGAGGUGCAUUGGAGGAGCUGAUGAAGUGGCUGGAUUGCAUGAGCAAGGCAAGCUUAGGAAGCUUUUGGAAGGCAUCCCACUUGACCUCUCCACUUCAUGCAGAGGGUGUGCCAAUGCCAGGUUUGUGGUUUGCCUUAAUUGCAGUGGCAGCAGGAAGAUUGUUGCAGAUGGGGAGAACAACAACAACAGUGAAAUAUUGUACAUCAGAUGCCCUGAAUGCAAUGAAAAUGGGUUGGUCCAAUGCCCAAUUUGCUGCUGAAAAUCUAACCAAUAUUGCCUUUUUUCUAGCUCUUCCCCAUCUGGUCAUGACAAGUAGUGUGCUUUAAUUUCCUUCUCUUAGUUCUCUUGGUCUUCAUGUUACACUAUUCUUCAAACUUGUAUAAUACUUAAAACUGAUUGCUGUUGCAGUAGCUUGCCUUGGUGGAGAAAGCACAGCAUAAUGUUGUAUAAUUUUCAAUAGGGAACCUUUCAUCCUGGGAUUAAAGUUCAAAGAGAAUGUUAUUGCUAUGGCAUCUUUAACAUAUUGAAUAUUUAGAGAGAUUUAGAACC
Molecule: messenger RNA, 1251 nt
Organism: Corylus avellana
Lineage: Eukaryota; Viridiplantae; Streptophyta; Magnoliopsida; Fagales; Betulaceae
Source: RefSeq, a predicted model, not a curated record